AUGUAUUUGUCAAAGCUUUUAGUUCUGCAACGAUCAAUUUCUCAAUUAUCCUAUCGUUUAUCAACAUCACAUACAUUUCCUAAUGAAGAUCUUCUAUAUACAGUUAAAACAACUAAUGGUCAUAUACGUUCAGGUUUGUGUUCAUCUAGUCUUAUUCAUCUUUGUGCGAAUAUAAAAGAAUAUCUUAAUCUACCACUUUUAUCAGCAUAUAUUGCUGUAUGUAUACCAAACAUAUCCAUGGAUAUUCAUAUUAAUCUUAUUGAAUCAUUGAAAUUUAUAAAUGAUUUAAAUAAUGAGCAUGUUUUAGAAGAAUUAAAUGAAGAAAUUCAUUUGUUUGCUGCACAUUCUCUAGGUCAUUUUAUUCUUGAUAUGAGUACGGAUAAAAUAAAACCUUCAUCGUCACAUUAUUUACAUUCGAUUAAUUUUUCACCAACAACUCCAUGGAUGUUAUUUUGCUAA
Molecule: messenger RNA, 459 nt
Organism: Rotaria sp. Silwood2
Lineage: Eukaryota; Metazoa; Rotifera; Eurotatoria; Philodinida; Philodinidae
Source: the annotation of a GenBank genome assembly